UGUGGAAAUAACGCUGCGUCGGAAAUGAUGGACUACGUCAUCAGGAAUUUCCAUUGAUUCACAGGUCGAUGUGCGCUCAAAUGUAAAAAAAACAUAAAUGAUCUACUGAUGUUGUGAGGAGUCCGAUGUACCUACAAACAGUACGUUAGUUUCCGUCGACUGCGCAACAAAUAGUUUUCAUAGUACCUACUAUUUAGAUAGGUAUUAUAUUUUAUUACCUUUAUAGUUAACCUACAGAUUAGGUCACUUAAUAGUUAAUAAUAGUUAUGUAUUUAUUGUAAUCGUUCGUACUAAUUUAAAAAUUCUUACAUGAAAUAGUGUUUAAUUUUAAAUACUAAUACGUCUACUCGAAAUACGGCGUGUUUUUGUAUGAACCGUGUGAUCUAUUUAGUGAUGUUUAUUUUCGUCCUCUUGCGAAUAAGCUAUAGAAGAAGCAAUAACCAACUCUAAAUAAAAUCCGCUAUCAUAAAUCAGCAAAAAAAAAAAAAAUUACCUUGUAUAACAAUUUCUAAGUUUUGCGGUUUUACUAUGAGAUUAGAACAUUAUUGCAUUUUUAUGAUACUCGUGGUGGGUAUGACAAUUGCUCAAUCCAACAAUGUAUGCCGUACACCAAAUUAUGAAAAUGGCAUUUGCAUUGAUAUUAGAGAUUGUCAAAAGUUACGAUUGCUUCUGCAAAGCUCCAUCAAUGAAUCUAAUAUAAUCUUUCUUCAGAAAUCAAUUUGUGGCUUUGAAGGUACAAGUUCGAAAGUUUGUUGUCCAUUCGAUAGUUUAAUUUCAGAGAAUAAAUUACCAUCACCAACCACAUGUGGACAAAGGAAGGUUGCAAGUUUUCGAAUGAUUGGAGGGGAUCGAUCUGAAUUAGGUGCUUGGCCUUGGAUGGUAGCUCUUGGUUACAUAAAUUUGAAUAUAAAAAAUAAUACUCUACAAUGGUUAUGUAGUGGAACACUAAUUACAAAUUCAUACGUAUUAACAUCUGCACAAUGCGUAAAAAAUCGUGAUAAUAUAAGACUGACCACGGCGCGCUUAGGUGAAUUAAAUUUGGAUCCUAAUGUCAAUGACGGCGCAACUCCAUUGGAUGUUCCAAUUGAACACGUUAUAAUACACGAAGAGUACAACACUGAAGGAGUUCACAACGAUAUAGCAUUACUAAAAUUAAACCAAAGUGUUAUUUACACUGAAUUGAUCCAACCAAUCUGUUUGCCAAUCACUUCAGAUGUGCAAAAUAUUAACUUGACAGCAACUAUGCUAUUUGUUGCUGGUUGGGGUUCCACCGAUCCUACGUCAUAUUUAAGUGAACCACGCAAUACAAAUUUGAUGGAAGUUCAGAUUCCAAUAACGAAUACUACGGAAUGUAAACAGUUAUAUGAAAAAAAUAAUACCGUAAUCGAUGACAGAAUUAUAUUAUGUGCUGGACAUUCAAUGGGGGGAAAAGAUGCGUGCCGAGGUGAUUCUGGUGGACCUUUGAUGUUACCUAUAAAAAAUCAGUACUAUUUUAUGGGAAUAGUAUCUUAUGGACCUAAAAUAUGUGGAGAACUAGGUCAUCCAGGAGUAUACACAAGAGUGUCUUAUUUUGUCGAUUGGAUUACAAUGAAACUGAGGAACAGCUAG
This is a messenger RNA of Rhopalosiphum maidis (corn leaf aphid), 1608 nucleotides long. Its product is annotated as venom protease-like. Lineage: Eukaryota; Metazoa; Arthropoda; Insecta; Hemiptera; Aphididae. Gene Ontology annotation, biological process: proteolysis. Gene Ontology annotation, molecular function: serine-type endopeptidase activity. The record is from RefSeq and is a predicted model, not a curated record. The coding region runs from base 529 to 1608 and encodes 359 amino acids. The transcript has 8 exons.